UGGUAGCAACUAACUUCCCCUCCAGAACUCAGUCAAAACCUUUCCGUCGAUCUACAAACUCUUUGUUGAACAACCAACACUCAACAAAGCCAUCCCAAUUUAACGAGUCACUGAUCGAUUGAUUGAUACAGAAGAAAAUAACGACAAUGGGGGAAGUAGGAAGAGUAGUGGAGAACAAACAAAUUAUAUUCAAAGGAUACAUUGAGGGAUCUCCGAAGCAGACUGACAUGGAGCUCAAGGUCGGCAACAACAUCAAGCUGGAGGCUCCAAAGGGUUCGGGGGCAUUUCUGGUCAACAACCUUUAUCUCUCCUGCGAUCCUUACAUGCGCGGUCGAAUGCGCGACUUCCAUGGCUCCUACAUUCCCCCUUUCGUCCCUGGUUCGGUAAUCGACGGAUUCGGAUUGUCGAGAGUUGUGGAUUCUGAUAACCCCAACUUCAAAACGGGUGAUUUGGUUUCAGGAAUGACGGGUUGGGAAGAGUACAGCUUGAUAUAUAGGACUGAGCAGUUGAGGAAAAUUCAGCCAGAUGAUGUUCCCCUUUCAUACUAUGUGGGUCUUCUUGGAAUGCCAGGUUUUACUGCGUAUUCUGGAUUUUAUGAGGUUUGUGCCCCUAGAAAAGGGGACUAUGUUUUUGUAUCUGCUGCUUCUGGAGCUGUUGGUCAGCUUGUUGGACAACUUGCUAAUUUACAUGGAUGCUAUGUCGUUGGAUGUGCUGGCAGUGGCCAGAAAGUUGAUCUUCUGAAGAAUAAGCUCGGUUUUGAUGAAGCUUUUAACUAUAAAGAAGAACCAGAUCUUGAUGCAGCUUUGAAAAGGUAA
Molecule: messenger RNA, 815 nt
Organism: Ilex paraguariensis (yerba mate)
Lineage: Eukaryota; Viridiplantae; Streptophyta; Magnoliopsida; Aquifoliales; Aquifoliaceae
Source: the annotation of a GenBank genome assembly